UCUUUAUUUAAUAACUGUUUUUAAAGCUUACAGGAUCGUUCUCGGGGUCAUGUUUUUCUGGAUUUAGACCUGGCUGCUUUUCCUUCCGUGUGUCUGAGCUCCGAGGAGAAAUAAUGCAUCGUUUACUUGUCGCAGCUGUUGUUUUGUGGGCUGCCACCGCUUCAGAGGGGAAAGCAGUCCCAUCGCCUCCUGAUUUUGGGCAAACCUAUCAUGUCAAAGGGGUAAUCUCUCUGCCCUAUGCUGAGAUUAAGGAGCCGUUCGAGGCCUGGUUUGAUCCAGCGGCAAAGUCCAGCCGAAUUGACUACUACAAUGGCCAGGUUUCUACUUUCCAGCUGGGGUUGGAGCAGCCGUUCGGCGCCUCCUACAAGAUCAGCCCCGAGACGACGGAAGAGGAGCUAAAUGUGAUGAAGUGCUUUCAGGUCAACGGUACGAAGGAAGAAGCGGUCACACCGCAGGCGGCGCUGCCCGACGUGGAGGGCUUCCAGUUCUUGAGGAUGGAGUACUUCGGAGGCUCCCUCUGUGAAGUCUGGCAGAAUGUGACCACUGUGGGCUACAAGAAGAACACGUACACACUGUGGGUUUCACAUUCAGAGGGAGGAGCGGGUUCCACCGCCACUCCCCUCCACUAUGAGAUGAUGGGCUACAACACGCUGCUGGGCUCCCAUUACGACAAGUAUCUGGUGGAUUACAAGCUGUUCAGCAAUGAAGUGGACCCGAAAGUCUUCUCACUGCCUGAAGGCAUGACUUGUGGAGGGUUUCCUGGACCGGGAGUGGAGCACCACAUGUUGGCCAACCCAAUGAAAGACCUCAUCCAUACCUCAGCUGUCGGCCACUCGCAGAACAUCUUCAACCAUUUCAAGGAAAAGUUCCAGCGUCAGUACAGCGACAAGCGAGAGCACGCCAAGAGGGAGCACGCGUUUGUCCACAACCUCCGGUACGUCCACUCCAAGAACAGAGCGGGCCUGUCCUUCACCCUCGCUCUGAACUCCCUGUCGGACCGCACCAUGUCGGAGCUUGCCACCAUGAGGGGGAGCAAACGAGGAAAGACCCCAAACAGAGGACUCCCCUUCCCCUCCAAACUGUAUGAGGGAGUCUCCGUACCGGAGUCUCUGGACUGGCGGCUUUACGGCGCCGUUACCCCGGUGAAGGACCAGGCCAUCUGCGGCUCCUGCUGGAGCUUUGCCACCACUGGAGCAGUAGAGGGCGCUCUCUUCCUGAAGACGGGCUCCCUGCAGGUCCUCUCCCAGCAGAUGCUCAUCGACUGUUCUUGGGGCUUCGGCAACAACGCCUGUGACGGAGGGGAGGAGUGGCGAGCGUACGAGUGGAUGAUGAAGCACGGCGGCAUCGCCACCACGGAGACCUACGGAGCGUAUAUGGGAAUGAACGGAUUCUGUCACCUGAACUCCUCCCAGCUCGUCGCAAAGAUCCAGAGCUACACGAACGUCACGUCCGGCGACGCAGAGGCUCUGAAGCUGGCGCUCUUCAAAAACGGACCAGCCGCCAUCAGCAUUGACGCCGCGCAUCGGUCCUUCGUUUUCUACAGUCACGGUGUCUAUUAUGAACCAGCCUGUGGUAACACCCCCGACGACCUGGACCACGCCGUGCUGGCGGUGGGAUACGGGACCUUACAGGGCGAGCCGUACUGGCUGGUGAAGAACUCCUGGUCCACCUACUGGGGCAACGACGGCUACAUCCUCAUGUCCAUGAAGGACAACAACUGCGGCGUCACCACCGACGCCACGUACGUCACGCUGGCGUAGACAGACUGAGUGAAGCUGUUGAAGCCACUUUACGUGCCUGAGGCACUUGCAGGUCCGAGGCCGAGCUUAUUUAGUGUGAAGAAGAAAGUCAAAACAGUGUUUUUACCAAAUGUGUUGUUCCAAUUUGUGAUUUUUGCUGAAAUAUUGAAUAAAUUUUUUAACUUUAGCUUCACAGUCUUCACCAUGAAGUCUAAUAUAUCCUGCAAGUCGCUCUCUGAUCAGUGUGACGCAGCCUGCAUCGAGCUGAGCUGAUGAUGAUGGAAAUAACGUCCUAAAUGUUGUCGAAUGUUCAAGCGAUCCACGGAAAACAAAACCGUACGCAGACAGCGCUCACUUUUUCAGGCAAGUUUAUUGCUGGAGGGGCGUGAACACAAAGCCUUAAUGUCCGUCAAACACAGUCUGUGACACAUUUCAUGUAGAAAAAAUUGUCGGGGCACAAAGCCCUCAGUUUAGAUGACCAGCUGGCUGGACCCUCACUGUGUUAUAUCCCCCCCCCCGCUUCCUGUCGAAUCUCAAAGUCUCUUAAAACUGUUGCAUGCAACAAAGAAUCAUCUCAAUAAAGAACUGACACUUUUUUUUUUUCCCCCAUCUGUUGUAAUGUCU
Molecule: messenger RNA, 2363 nt
Organism: Salarias fasciatus (jewelled blenny)
Lineage: Eukaryota; Metazoa; Chordata; Actinopteri; Blenniiformes; Blenniidae
Product: digestive cysteine proteinase 2
Exons: 11
Coding region: 114-1760 (548 amino acids)
Biological process (GO): proteolysis
Molecular function (GO): cysteine-type peptidase activity
Source: RefSeq, a predicted model, not a curated record